AGGAAGUCAAUCGUUUCGAAACGCAUGCGCAGCCUAUCUAUGCCAGCCGCCCUGGGUGUCGAUCUGACUUUAAAAAAACGGAUGUGCUUUAGAAAACGAAACAGUAACACACCGAAUUUUAAUGACAAACUUGUGCAAGAUCUGAACAGAGUGAGAAGAAGCAGCAGAUGUCGCAGAAUGAGAACGCCACCACAACGCAAUCUGCACGCAACCAUAGAUCAAAUACAUGCUGUUUCUGCUGGUGCUGUUGCUGCAGCUGCUCAUGGAGAGAUGAUGAUGAUCGAAAUCGAAGAAUUUCUUACGAUAUCAAAUUGGAAACGAUACAGAAUUGUGAAGCAAGUGCACAGCCAACAGCAGAAGAAGUGCGUUCAUGGGCUCAAUCCUUUGAUAAGCUAAUGAAAACUCCUGCAGGCAGAAAUACCUUCAGAGAAUUCUUACGAACUGAAUACAGUGAAGAAAAUAUGCUCUUUUGGCUAGCAUGUGAAGAUCUCAAAAAUGAAGCAAACAAAAGUGUUAUUGAGGAAAAAGCAAGAAUGAUAUAUGAAGACUUUAUUUCUAUACUUUCUCCUAAAGAGGUUAGCCUUGAUUCACGGGUCCGUGAUGUCAUCAACAAAAAAAUGGCGGAGCCAUCAAUUCAAACGUUUGACGAUGCACAGCUUCAGAUCUAUACCUUAAUGCACAGAGACUCCUAUCCAAGGUUCCUGAACUCUUCUAUAUACAAGUCAUUGUUUCAGAGGCCAUCCAGCACAUCUUCAGAAUCCUAGAUAUUUAACUAUACGUUACAGAGAAAAAAAAAAUCAAUUUUUGUAUACAGGCAUCAAAUUGUCUACUGAAGGUACAGGGUCAUCACCAAGAGAAAAAAUUGAACUCAGGUUUAUUUUACUACUGAUUUCCUGUUGCCUAAUAAAAUGCAAGAAGCACUAAAGGACUGGAUAUUAACAGCUUCAGAUUAACCUGUGCAAAACUCUAGUGAUGGCUUAAAUAAUAAUAUUGAUUUUAGUCUGUAUGUUUUUGCAAGCAUUAGUAAAAAAACUUAGUGCAGGGGUUCAGUUUUGCAUAGCCCUUACAUACAUUAGGUACCAACGACAUGAAAAUAAGAGCUGAAAACACACUGCUUCAUUCCAGUAAUUUCAGGACAGAUUUUUUUUUGAGCUCAUUUACAUUGAAAAUAAACUGUUUCUGGUGAAAGGGAUAUUACUUUAUCUUUAUAUUAGAGCUUAACUAUUCAUGUUGCUUCAAAGAAGGUACAAAAGUGAAUGUUUCAAAAUGUAAUGAGUGCAGUCCUGCAUUUUAAAAAACACCAACAUUGCUGCUAUGGUUUCACCAGUUGUCACAAAAUCAUUCUGUCCCAAAUUCGUACGGUCAAGAGCACUGUAAUGAUGUUAUUUUCCAUCUCGUUUUCUGUCUUUAAAACGUACAAAUUAAAAUUCUGAACUCAAUGGUGAUGGCACAAUAACAACAAAGCUCCAAUAGUUCUAAGCCAAUAUGAUAAAUUAUCUGAAUAUUGUAGAAAAUGCUUUCAUUAGAUGACAGCCAGGUAAGUGUGAAUUCUUGUUGAAAGGGAACUAAGAUGUCCAUGUGAGUUAUAUUGCCAAUCUGGCUCUAGAACAAAUGCAUAAGACAAAUUAAAUUCCACCCCUUACUUUUUCUUAAAGAUUGAUAGCUUAAUAUGCUGCACAUCCUAAUUGGACUGCAUUAGUAACUUGUACGAGGAAACUAUCGAUAGCUGUCUGUUACAGCUAAUGGUGGAAUAUAUUUGUGGAAUUUUCUUCUUAGCACAGGUAACCAAUAAAUAAAGGGCUUUAAAUAUAUCGAGGCUUACCGACAAGAUGAAAAAUAACUCAACAAAUAUAUGGAAACAAAAAAUGUCCUCACUAUAAUUUUUGAAAUUCAUUGACAAUGUUUUACAAGCACAGUUAAGAGAAUUUGUUAAAAUUUAAAUAAAUAAUAUUGCUAAUCUG
Messenger RNA from Carcharodon carcharias (great white shark), 1961 nucleotides. It is a transcript of the gene rgs19, whose product is annotated as regulator of G protein signaling 19. NCBI's taxonomy places the organism in Eukaryota, Metazoa, Chordata, Chondrichthyes, Lamniformes, Lamnidae. The record is from RefSeq and is a predicted model, not a curated record. The transcript is spliced from 5 exons. Bases 168 to 764 code for a protein of 198 amino acids.